UAUAUACAUAACAAUGUCAAGUUGUGUCUGUCGCUACAUACCUUUAUUGUUUAUUAGCAUUUAAUAGUACUAGUGUACAAUCAAAAUAAGUACAAUAGAUUGAAAUGUGUGAUUACUGUGUAUUGUGAAUAAUAACAGUGACAAACUUUGUUUGCAAUUUACCCACCAUAUAUUCUAUGCAAUAUCAAGUAACUGAUUGUUGAACAUCAAACCAUGUAAUUGAAAAUUUAUAUGUUCAAUAAUCAAGCCAAGAAUCGCUAUCAUAUUUUUGAGGUAAGUGAUAAAAAAAAUGAUGACAGAAGAAGAUCGACAACUCCGAGCUGCCGCUGAAAAUUUUUUAAAUGGUUCACUUCAAUCACAAAGAAGUGGCUCCUACACUCAAAGAAGUAUCAGUAGUAUCAAUAGAGAUUAUAUUAUUAGCGAAGAUUUAAUUGCUGGUACUCGAUACAAUGGAAGGAUGUCAAGUGUCAGAAGAUUUUUUUGUUUGCUUGUCACAUUUGAUCUGCUCUUCACAUGCCUCAUGUGGCUGAUUUGUACCACGAUAGCUGGUGAAAAUAUUACAACAGCAUUCAUACAGCAGGUUCUUCAUUACAAUAUUUCGACGUCGCUUUUUGAUAUAAUUAUGGCAGCCGUUUGUCGAUUCACGAUACUGCUAUUAUUUUAUGCACUACUACAUUUAAACCAUUGGUUUUUUGUCGCGUUUACAACUGCCUUAACUUGUACCUUUCUUGGCGCCAAAGCUUAUUAUUUUAAUUGGAAUGGAGUUUCACAGCCUGGUUUUCAAGCUCUUUUAAUUUUAACGUCAUUUGUGAUAGCAUGGGGUGAAGCCUGGUAUUUUGACAGUCGUGUAGUACCGCAAGAAGUUCAAGCACACGAUUGGUUAAUAAAUUCGAUCGACAACGAAAGAGCGCCAUUACUUCGCCAUUUUAUUGAUAGUGCGCAGAAUCGCCCGACUGAAAGUGUGGGAAAUUUUUUCACACCCAUGGAUUCACCAAAUCAUUCCGAUACGGAAGAAGAUCAAUCAAAAUCAGUCAAUUCAACAAUUUCAGAUGACGAAUUCUUUAAUGUCAUAGGAAAUUUACCCAACUUAUCGCAAGAUAAGAUUGAAGAGUAUAAAAAAAAAGCAUCAUUACUCGUAGAUCAAUCUUACACACUUUUAAUAUCGAAAGAAUGGCAAAAAUUGAAUACAACAGAAGAAGGAGAUAUUAUUUCAGUUAUAAAUAGACCCUCUGGAAAAAUAUUAAAGAUUGAAGGAAUAAUUGAUGCCCCAGCCACAGUUCUCGUUAAUAGUUUGCAUAACAAUGUCGAAGACGUUGCAUCAUGGAAUAAAGAUGUAUCUGUUGUUCAGAAAAUUCAGAUAAUCGAUGUAAACACGGAUAUUGUUUAUCAAGCGACAAAAACCUAUGGGGCUGGUUUCAUUGGCCCACGGGAUUUUGUUACACUAAGACAUCGUAAUAGGUGUGGAAAAUAUUAUAUGAGUAGUGGUAUUUCUAUACACAUUAAUCUUCCAAUUCGUAAGAACCAUAUAAGAGCUGAAAACAGUAUUGUCUGUUUAGCAGCAGAACCAAUUAACUCCAGUGAUAGUAACAACGAAUUGAAAUGUCGCGUAACUUGGAUACUUCAUCUCGAUUUAAAAGGCUGGAUACCACAGAGAGUUAUUGACAAUUCUAUAGCUAGUAUGCUGGAAAAAAUGAUUAAAUCAAUUCGAUCUUAUGUAAUUAAUUGUAAUAGUAAUAAUUUAUCUUUAAGUUCUGGUUAAUUUUAUAUUUUUUAAUUUUUAUGACAAAUUUAUAUUAUAAUGAAUAAUGAUAGUAAAAUUAAGCAGAGGUUAAUUAUCUAAGAAAGUCUCGAUUUUCACAAUUAGAGAAAUAAAAUACGUGUGUAUUUAAUAAAAAGUACUGAUUUAUAUUGUAUAUAAGAAUUUUUUAGAAAAAAAAAAUUAUGUAUUAUAAGAGUGCAUUUAUAUUAAUUACGAAAAAUACAUACACCAAAAUACGUCAUGUCUUAUUUAGCGAAGAACUUUACAUGUGAUAAUAAAAUUUUUAUAACUGAAAACUCUUCCAUUUCUUCAAGAGACGAAUACAUUCCUAUGUUACUGGGAAAUCUGAUACAGUCAAAUUUCAUUAACUUGAACAGUUAGCCUACGGACGAGCGGAAAUUUUUGGGAAUUCUGACUUAUCGAAUGCCCCUUCUCCUUAAAAGAGUAAACUACACAAAUGCGGUCUUACAUCUACGUGUACGAAGUAUAUUGGCAAGGAGUCUAGUAUAUGGUGGGGACAACUGAAUCGAUUGUAGCGCUCGCCGUGGACACAAUUUCGUAGAAUCAUGCUCUUGUUGAACAUAAACAUGUGAAAGUUAAAAUGGUUCAUAAUAGUUGUUGUGUUGCAAAUUGCAAAAAAAACAAUUUGUCAUGAUUUAUUGAUUCAAAUCCGGUUUGGAUAAUGAUGUUCAUCAUUGCCUAAAAAUUAUAAAAAAAAAAAAACAUCAUAAGUUAGUACUGUCUUAGUUACGAUUCACCAACAAAUUAUCAUGAAUUAAAAUAAAAUUAUUCACUUUAAUUUUGUUAAAAAACUCAGAUUAAUAUUCUACUAAAAAUUUUUUGAUGGAGCAAAUAAGCUUGUGCAUUAAAUAAAUUUUCAAUUCUCAGAAAAUCUAAAUUUAAAGUAUUCAAUAGAAGUUCAUUUGUUUUGUGAAUUGUAAAU
Messenger RNA from Microplitis demolitor, 2702 nucleotides. It is a transcript of the gene Start1, whose product is annotated as steroidogenic acute regulatory protein-like. The transcript is spliced from 13 exons. The record is from RefSeq and is a predicted model, not a curated record. Gene Ontology annotation, molecular function: lipid binding. Bases 290 to 1759 code for a protein of 489 amino acids. NCBI's taxonomy places the organism in Eukaryota, Metazoa, Arthropoda, Insecta, Hymenoptera, Braconidae.